Molecule: messenger RNA, 843 nt
Organism: Striga hermonthica
Lineage: Eukaryota; Viridiplantae; Streptophyta; Magnoliopsida; Lamiales; Orobanchaceae
Source: the annotation of a GenBank genome assembly
AUGGGGGAGACGCAGACCACUGCCCCAGUAGAGCCCACCUCCAAAUCCGCCAGGCGGAGGAGGAUGGAAAUACACCAGUUCAACUUCUCGCCGGCCGAUUUGUCGCAGGACGGCGCCGGCAGGAGGAGUAAGAAGCUGAAGGUUGAUGCCGGCGUGAAGGAUGAAGAAAAACCAAAGGAGAAUAUCGGUGAGCUGUUGUCUGAGGAGAAAAAGCGCGAGACGAAGAAGUCAUUUCCUGAUCUCUCUGCUUUGCGCUGGGGUUCAUCCCGUGAACUAAAACCGGAGCUUCCAAAGUUCGGAUUUACCUCAAUCUGCGGACGGCGACGGGACAUGGAGGACGCCGUCGCGAUUCACCCUUACUUUAGCUGCCGGGACCGAGAUUCUCCGUCCGGUUGGCACUUCUUCGGAGUCUACGAUGGCCAUGGAUGCUCACACCCGGAUCGGCCGGACGAGCUGAAUCGCAUACAAGAAGCCGGCGGCAGGGUUAUCUUCUGGGAUGGGCCCAGAGUCCUUGGGAUGCUGGCCAUGUCUCGCGCAAUCGGUGAUAAUUAUCUGAAACCAUACGUGAUACCGGUGCCGGAGGUGACCGUGACGGAGCGUACGGCGGAGGACGAGUGCCUGAUCCUGGCGAGCGACGGGCUGUGGGAUGUGGUGUCAAACGAGACUGCCUGCGGGGUGGCGCGUAUGUGCCUGCUGUCUCAUAAACCGCCGGGAAAUGACAUCAUCGGAGAUAGCUCCGACGAGGCCUGCUCGGAUGCGUCCAUACUGUUGACCAAGCUGGCCUUAGCACGUGGCAGCGCCGAUAAUGUCACCGUGCUCGUGGUGGAUCUGAGGAGGAGAUGA